CCUUCACGCAAUCCGCCCGUGGACGCACAUCAGAUCCUCUAUCCAGCUUAGUAUCUCUGGCUAAGCCAUUCACGAAGAAAUUAACCGGUGCCUUGCACGUCAACUAAUGUGGUUCUUCGUCCCGUAAAUCAAUGAUGCUGCUACCUUCCCAAACUAUAUAUGAAGAGCGAGAUGGCGGGAAGUAUUUCUCAGUCACUUCGCUUAGCUAUUUUCCCGGCUGCCUUGCCACAAGAUGAAGUUUCCAAUCACGUCCCUGGCGUUGAUCUCAGUGGUCGAAUGCAUUCCUAGCUUCUUUGACAAACGGACGGAUGAGACUACUCUUUUGACCGACCUGAGCAUCAUCUCCAGGCAUUGGGGUCAGAUCUCGCCAUAUGCUGAUAACAAUGAAACCUACUUUGGCGUCGAGGAUGUCGGCCUUCCGGAUGGCUGUGGAAUCGAGCAAGUCCACUCGUUGCAACGACAUGCACAAAGAUUCCCGACAUCAUUCUACGACGACGGCGCCAAUAAUGAAAACUUUGCUCAGAAAGUUCUCAAUUUCACGUCGCUGAACGCCAAUUCUAGCUUUUCGGGACCUUUGGCCUUCCUGAAUACGUACAAGUAUCAGAUGGGCGAGGGUUAUCUGACAGGCAUUGGUGCCGCUACAGAGUUCUCGUCUGGGGUACAAUUCUGGAACACGUAUGGAAGACUGCUGUACAAUGCGACCAAAGGCCAAGUAACCUAUAACUCCAGCUAUACCAAUGGCACGGCAAGACCUAAGCCCGUACUUCGAACAACUAGCCAAUCUCGCAUUGAGAAUAGCAUGCUCAAUUGGGCGCUCGGUUUCUUCGGCCCAAGCUUCCAGCAAACACCAAACCCGAGCCUGGCGAACGCAACAUCUCCCUAUGAUGUUGUCAUCAUUCCGGAAGGGGGAACGGAGAACAAUACUCUGGCUUCCUAUGAUAGCUGUAUUAACGAGAACAAUUCUCCUAUUCUCGACAUGGGCGAUCAGGAUCUGCUUAAGUAUGUGGCGUUGUACCUUCAAGAUGCGACGAAGCGAGUUCAGGCCUAUGCCCCGAAAGGCUUCACCUUCACUGUCAAUGACACAUACGCUAUGCAGAGCAUUUGUGCAUACGAAACGGCAUAUAUAGGUGACUCUGACUUCUGCGGCUUGUUUACCGCGGACGAGUGGGCCGGUUUCGAGCAGACCUUGGACAUGGAGUACUAUUACGACUAUUCGUAUGGAAAUCCGACUGGUCGAGCACAAGGAAUUGGAUACUUGCAAGAACUGCUCGCACGCCUUCAGAAUGAAUAUAUCACGAGCUCUAAUAGCAGUGUCAAUAGCAGUUUGACCGACAAUUCGGCGGACUUCCCUCUUGGCAGACCUUUCUAUCUUGAUGCUUCCCAUGAUGAUAUUAUCGUCUCAGUGCUGACAGCCAUGAGCUUGGACUAUCUCAAAGAUCCGCCGAAUCUCUCUCAAUAUCCACCCAACCCUUCGCGCCACUUCAUUCUCUCGCAUUUGACGCCAUUUGGUGCACGACUCAUCACAGAGGUCAUUGGCUGCAAGGAUGCAAAUCCAGUGGCAAAGGCGACACAUAGUGCAUCAUAUUAUGUUGGACAGAACGGCUACAAGGCCUCAAGUGCACCAAAUAAGUUCAUUCGCAUGCGUUUAAAUUCUGGCAUCCUUCCUCUUUCUUCUAUCCGCGGAGGUGCAUGCGCCGGCCGAACAGACGGUUUGUGCCCCCUUAGCAAGUUCAUCGACAGCCAGAAAAAUUCUACUAAGCUUGCAAACUACCAGUAUGCUUGCUUUGGGAACUACACUAUAACAGAUGCCACGAGUGGGAAAGAUUACGACGGCACUAUCUUUGCAUAGCUGGCUCGCAAAACAAUAAGACGACGCUUCAUGACCAUUACUAAUCUUUUAUGUGCAACGAGAUGUAAUGUAAUGCUUGUACAUAGAACAUAACAGAUAGCGUAGCAAACGUUGGAUCUAGAAGACCACUUGAAUCUCAGGAACUG
Molecule: messenger RNA, 1995 nt
Organism: Verruconis gallopava
Lineage: Eukaryota; Fungi; Ascomycota; Dothideomycetes; Venturiales; Sympoventuriaceae
Exons: 2
Coding region: 233-1849 (538 amino acids)
Molecular function (GO): acid phosphatase activity
Source: RefSeq, a predicted model, not a curated record